Molecule: messenger RNA, 4557 nt
Organism: Darwinula stevensoni
Lineage: Eukaryota; Metazoa; Arthropoda; Ostracoda; Podocopida; Darwinulidae
Source: the annotation of a GenBank genome assembly
CAUUUUUCGCCCAUGAUAGCGAGGGAAAGAUGACCGACACGCGAGAAGAAUGAAAGUGCUUUUCAUCAUCGUGGCCUUGGCCCUCUUCGGGUCCUCCUCGGGCCAGCUGGGUCGCCCCACGUCCCCGGAGAUCCUCGAGAGCAUCCCCUGCCCCCCCAAUUGGGUCACGUACGACCUCUCCUGCUACCGGUUCGUGCGGAGUCCCAUGAAGGACAGGGAGGAGGCGCGGCGCCACUGCCAGUCCUUCAAUGCAGAAUUAGUAGCAGUGAACACCCUCGAAGAGCACAGUUUCCUCGUUAGGCAGUUGAGGGUCAUCGACCCCCAUCACAGGCCAUGGUACGUGGGAGCUCGUCAGCAGAGCAAGGAUCACUGGGUGAAUGACGCCGACAACACGGACUACAGCAACCUUCGAGAUGCGUUCCUCAAGGAACGGGAGUACGACCGGGAAUUCAUCUCGACUCGGGAUUAUCUCACGUAUAACUAUUCGAACACGGAGAGACGGUGGGGGCUGCAGAAGGUGACCGGACGCGAGCGGGAGCAUUUCAUCUGCGAGGUGCAUAAGGCGGAGCUGCGCUUUGUGAAUCUCAACGACCGGACCUUGGAUUACGGGGUGCUGGUGUCUGAUCCAAGGUACAUUCCUCGGGGACCCCGGUUCGUGACGGAGCCCAUGCCGCAAGUCUUCGAUCUCACCAUGAAGACCAUCAACAAUAACGUUGCGAUCACGUGUCUGGCGGAUGGGUAUCCGUAUCCGACGUACGGGUGGUUCAAGGAGGCGUACGAGGGAAACGUGCUGGUGGAGAAGGAGAUCAAGCCGCUCGACGAUGAGCGCGUCACGAUCAGUGGAGGCACUCUCAUCAUUAACAGACCUAAGCAGAUUGAUGAUCGAGGAGAAUACUUCUGCAAGGCCACAAAUAAGUUUGGUACGAUUCGCUCCACCAGUGUCCAGGUUUCCUUUGGAUACAUUGCUGAGUUCAAUCUCAAGCGUUCUGAUGAGUUUGGACAGGAGAACUGGGGUAAAGCCAUCUAUUGUGAUCCACCUCAGGCCUAUCCAGACCUCAGCUUCUACUGGUCCAGAGAUUACUUCCCCAACUUUAUAGAGGAGGACAGGCGCACAUUUGUGUCAAAUGAUGGACACAUGUACAUUUCAGCACUAGAGAGGAUUGAUGCUGGAAACUACAGCUGUAAUGUUCAGACCAAUGUCUCUGCAACUGGCAAGAAUGGACCAUUCUUUAGUCUUCAUGUUCUCCCUCACCCUAACUACCAGCAGCUGCGAUUCCCAAACAGCUUCCCCAAAGCAUUCCCUGAAACACCUAUUGCUGGCCAAGAUGUUCGGAUGGAAUGCAUGGCAUUUGGAUUCCCUGUACCAUCGUACAACUGGACUCGUCGUUAUGGGGAUAUUCCACGCAAAGCACAAGUUUUCAACCAUGAUCGAGUGCUUCUCUUACCAAAAGCUGAAGUUGAAGAUGAGGGAGAGUACGUCUGCACUGUGUCAAAUACCAAACUGUCCAUUCAAGGCGCUGUCACACUGAGCAUACAGGCAAAACCUGAAUUCACUGUACCCUUGGGCAAUAUGCACAUGGAUAAAGGAGAGGAUUUGACAUGGACCUGUGAAGCCUUUGGAGUGCCAGAAGUCAAAUGGUUGAGAGAUGGAGUGGAGCUCAAAGUGGAAGAUCUGCCACCUCAAGACAAGCAACGGUAUGAGAUUACAGAAAAUGUUCUCACCAUUUCGAAACUGGAUCCUAGGAGAGAUGAAGGGAUGUAUCAGUGUGAGGCCAAAAACCAACUUGGAAAUGCAUAUUCCUCUGGGCAAUUGAGAGUCCUCACCUUGAAACCAUCAUUUGAGAAAGCACCACUAGAGCCAGAGAUAUUGGCACUUGAGGGAGCAAAUGUGACAAUUGCCUGUGAUCCUGAAGCUGCACCUCGCCCAGACACUUUCAGUUGGCUCAAGGAUGGCUACUCUAAUAUAGGUGCAUCUACCGGUCGUAGGCGUAUUUUGCCCAAUGGACAUCUCAAUAUUGAGCCUGUUUAUUUGGAAGACCAGGGAACCUACACUUGCAUUGCCAAAAAUGAAUUUGGAGAUGCAAAAAGUUCUGGCCGUCUUGUUGUUGUUGCAACACCAACAAUGAUCCGAUCUCCUCCACAACUGGUAGAAGCUUAUAUUCAUCAAGAGUUGGUACUUCCAUGUGAAGCAACAAAUUAUGAUGACAACUUGGAAAUAGCUUAUGCCUGGGCUCACAAUGGCCUCAGAAUUGAUUUCUGGAAGGAGUCUGAUGUCUAUCGGCUGCAUCAGGGAAAUUUGAUCUUACGAAAUGUGACACUGGAUGAGAGUGGUCGAUAUGACUGCAUUAUUGAAACUGCUGCUGGAGAAGUUUCAUCUGGAGGACGACUGAUUGUUGAGGGACCACCUGGACCACCUGGAGGAAUAGAGGUGACAGAAACAACAGCUCAAUCAGCCCGGAUAGAGUGGACGGAUGGUGCCGACAAUGGUCGUCCCAUCCGAUAUUACCGUAUUGAGGGAAGGACUAACUGGAAUAGCACUUGGGUCUUACUGGUUGAAGACAUCCAAGGGAUCGAAGUGAAAGAGCGAGGCAAUCGUCUGUUCCAAUCUGGCCGGAAGGAAGCCUACAUCCGAGAUGUCCUCUCACCCUGGUCUUCAUAUGAAUUCCGAGUCUCUGCUGCCAACUCGUUUGGUUAUGGACAACCAUCUGAGCCAUCUCCUCAGUACAACACUGAUAUGGAUGUUCCAUAUGUAGCACCCAAAAAUGUUGGUGGGGGUGGAGGGAAAAUUGGUGACCUCACAAUCACUUGGCAGCCAAUCCCAUCACAAGAUCAAAAUGCACCAGGCAUCUUCUAUAAGGUGUAUUGGAGACGUAUUGAGUUUGAUAAUGAUUCUGAGUGGCAAAAUCGAGAGCUAAAGGGAAUGGGAAACAUAGGAAUGUAUGUUGUUGCCAUCCCAUUGAAGUAUUUUUACACCCGCCAUGAGGUCAAGGUCCAGGGCAUCAAUUCCAUUGGACCUGGAAAUACCUCGGCACCAGUUGUCAUCUAUAGUGCUGAGGAGAUGCCCCAGGUGGCUCCCACAGAAGUUGCUGCACGGGCUUACAACUCCACAUCACUCAAUGUUACAUGGCUUCCUAUUAAAGAGACUAGAGACAACAUUCGAGGAGAGCUCAUUGGGUAUAGGAUCAAGUACUGGAGAGAGCAAGAUGAUGAACGUGAUGCUUUGUACUACCUGAGGCGCUCCAAGCUCUCAUGGGCAUUAAUAGUUGGUCUCCAACCCAACACCUACUACUAUGUGAGAGUGAUGGCCUACAACCUGGCUGGGCAAGGUGCUGAAAGUGAACGCUAUCUUGAACGUACAUAUAAGCUGCCUCCCUUGAAGCCUCCUACAGCUGUCCACGUCUUUGCAAUUGAUCCAACUUCAGUUCGUGUUACAUGGCGUUACGUCUCCACAACUACAGAAGAGGAACCUGUUCAGGGCUACAAGAUAUUAUACUGGGAGGUGGAUCAAGAUUUUAGUGAGGCUAAGAUGGUGGCAAAGUACUUGGGUGGAGACCUUGAAGCGUACAUCUAUGACCUGAGCCCAGGAAAGCGGUAUCUGCUACGAGUCCUUGCCUUCUCUCAAGGUGGAUUUGGAAAGAUGUCUUCUCCUGCUUGGGAAUUUCAAAUGGGUGACCCAAGACAGUUUAGUGGGGCCAUCUACACAAUGGCCAGUCUGUCUACACUUGUGUGUUGCACACUUUGUCUCAUGAUAGAGUUUGCUUUCCUCAGGUGAAGUUACUGUGUUUGUGGUCACAGUAGCAUUGAGUUUUCUUGAUGCUUCCUUGCCCAAUGUAUCAAAUCUAGCUAUCUCGUGCUCAGAUCUUCCCCUGAAUGUACAUUGGCCUGUGAUUCCCAAUCGAGUCAUCAUACAAGUUCAGUGCCUUAGACAAAAGUACUCCUACCAAUUUUAUAAGCAGCUGUUAUCUCCUAUGCGGUGACAAGCUUGCAUGCCCGAAAUGCAUCAAGUCACUGCAAUAUGGAAUAACCUGAGUUGUUCUCCAGAUAUUUUCUUUGAAUGUGAUGUACACCUACUGUAUCCGUCCAUCAUGUGCUUUACAUUCGUGUUGAGAAAAGAUACAGACUUUUUCAUGGUUCCCAGUGAUUAGCCAUAUGCAUGCUAUGGAUCUCAUUCCUGCCCAUGUACAGUGUAUAUUGGUUUUCCCUUGUGACUGCUCUAUCAUGUUCAUGCUAUCAUAGAUUCACUAUACUUAGUUAUAACUUUUAUCUGCUCGUGUUAUUUCGUUAUUAGACCAUAUGUCCUGGGAUGUUAUUUUUGUACUUCUGGGAGAGCUGCAUUUCCUGACAAUCUUCCAAUUGUUGGAAUAGGAUAGGCAUGUGCUUUAUUUAAUUCUCCACAUAUCUUCAGUGAAACAAAUUUGCUGAAAAUCAAAGAUUCAUUUUUGAGGGAAUAGCUUCAUUCUAUCUUGUCCAUGCUUUCAUCCACAGACUGUACUGUUCUUUGUGCUGCUCCUGCAUUUUAUACUGAAAUGAAUAAAUUUUUUUUUACCAAGACAGGAA